Messenger RNA from Neoarius graeffei (lesser salmon catfish), 7410 nucleotides. It is a transcript of the gene quob, whose product is annotated as quattro. Lineage: Eukaryota; Metazoa; Chordata; Actinopteri; Siluriformes; Ariidae. The record is from RefSeq and is a predicted model, not a curated record. Bases 200 to 6145 code for a protein of 1981 amino acids. The transcript has 23 exons. Gene Ontology annotation, molecular function: guanyl-nucleotide exchange factor activity.
UCCCUGGCACAGAGCAACUUUUUUGCUGCUGUGUUGUAGAAUGGCAGUGAGUUGCUUCAGCCAAAAUACAGCACCAUCUCCAAACUGGACAACAGUGCAGAUAUGUCCUCAGUGGAUAUAAGUCUGUCUGCAAAACAAAGCCAACUUCUGCAUGGAUAAACAAAGAUGACAGCUGGAUAACGUGGACAGCAUCGCCAAAAUGAAUUCCUCCUCUCUGGACUGGUCCAUUCAGAGUGCAUUGUCAUCUCUUUACCCCCCAUUUGAGGCCACUGCUCCAACGGUCCUGAGCCAGCUCUUUCGUACCAUUGAGGCACGAUACCAGGGAGACACACUGCAGUGUUUUUUGGAUUACCUCAUUCCAGCCAAACACAUCCUAGAGAGUGUGCAACAGGCUGCCUGUGCGGAGUACUCUGAUGUUUUGUUCCGGUGUGAAGGUUGGCCUCUCUGUUUGAGAGACCGUGUGGUAAUCCAGCUAGCCCCCAUUAAUCCCUUACUGUUACGUCCUGGAGACUUCUACUUGCAGGUGGAACCCUUUGGGGAACAGUCAGCUCGCAUAGUCCUCAAGAGCCUCCUGGUGCAGGAAGAUAUCUUGACACAGGAGGAUCUGGUAUUACUAGCAGGUUUUAGGGUACAAGAAGGCCCUGCUGUGGAGGAGACUCCCAUCCCAGAGACAUCCUAUCCUUGCAUUUUCACUGAAGCUUGGUUAAAGGAAAUCAAUGAGGGUCGUCAUGGUCAUCAGCUACAUCAGUGUGUGCUUUCUUCUGAUCAGGGGAUUGUAAAGGUGUCCUGGGCAGAAGUGAUCAACCCUGAAUUUUUGGACAGGCCAAAAGCGAAGGUUGAGUCUAAAACAUCAUGCACAACUGCAGGCUUAAUACAGCAAGAUAAUUCUGAGGAAAAGCCCAACUUGCAGUUUCCUGUAAGCAUGUCCUUUCCCAAAACAACUCUUGAACCAGAAACCAUAAUCAUUCCAGCUAAAAAUGAGGUUGCAGUUUCACAUCGAUUAGUGAAAAGUGGCAACAGAUUUGUUAAUCUGGAACAAGGGAAACCUGUGAACAAUCCUGUAGGCAAACCUGUUGGUUGGGUUUCCCCAAAUACAUGGGAUAGCAAGCCCAUUCGAGAGCUGGAGGGGGACUAUGUAGAUCUUUUGGAUUUUGCCAAAGAGAAGGACGCUUUAAGCUUUAAAAUGGCUGUUAUACCUUCAGAACCAGUGUCUUUCAGACCUCAUUCCCCUUCUCCAAAAGGAGACAGCACCCCAUGUGUUCAACCCUCAGGACUGAUGGAUAAGCGCUGUGUUCCAUGUUCAAGAAAUAAUCAGUUUUCUGAAGAUGCACAGAAGGGUUCCGAAUCCAAGGGUAGGCAUCGUCAGUCUUACCUAGCAGCUAUAAAAAACCCAGUUAGUUUUGAGAAGGCAAGCACAAUAGUGCCCCUGAAUGAAACAUGGCCAGGCUUAGGAGAAGCAGAACCAGGCUAUGAGGCACAAGGGAUUGAUCUUGGGUUUGAGUCUUUGAGCAGUUCACCAGUGCAGGGUUCAACGCAACUUGGGCAAAACCUAAUACAGUCCUGUCCGGAUUCAGUUGAGCAAGAUCAGAACUUAGUUCAAAUUAAUAUGAACGCAAUACACCUUUCCCAGAACACAGCACUGCCAAGUCUCAACACAGCUGAACAGCCAAAGUACUUGCUUACUGAAAAACCUCCAGACAAUCUUCAGAAAAUUAUACUGAAACAUACUGGAGUAGUUAAUGUCAACAGGCAACACUGCCUGACUGAGCAGGAACCCUGUCAAAUGCGGACCGGUGUACAUAAGCAUCACAAAAUGCAACACUUGCCCAAAAUGGGACUAAGGGCUUUGCCAGAUCAUAGAAGUCGCAGGCAAGAGACUGCUGCCCACAAAUUUCAAGUUGUAGGCAAGGGAAGACAAAUAGAUCAGUUUGUUUACGGCUUUGCACGUCCUCAUAAAUCGCUUGAUGAACAUGCAGGACAGAGACCUUCUCUAUUUCCUCACCCACAGAACAGUCUGAACAUGCUUCAAGAACAAAACAGUCAAUUUGAACAAAGACCUUACUGUGAAAACAAGCAAUGCGGUGAAAGCCCUGUACAAGCAUUGAAAGGUUUUGGGAAAAGCAGGCCUAAAGCCCACUCUGCUUCCUUAGUAUCAGAGCCAGCCAGGGAAUAUUCACAGGAGGAUAGGCCAGCCAGCAGGAGUCACAGUGAUGUCUGUCCAGAAAUCAUUCCCAUGGUUCCUGGAGUUCAGGUUCAACGAAGCAAGAAAUGCAGUACCUUUGGACUUGCGUCCCCAAAACUAGACAGACGGAAAGCAGCAAAAAAUGACAUGUCUGCUACUGGGUCAAUUGAGCAGUUUACUGCACUUCCGAACGGGGCAGUGCUCCAGAGCUCCUCAGCCCAGUUACAAAGACUCUCUCCUGAACAUGUCCUUUCACAUGACCCUACCAUCAAGAAUGUUCUCCAACUGGGCAUCAUCUGUCUGCCAGGCAGUCGUGACAGAGCUGGCAGAGCUGUGCUUGAAGUCCAUGGGGGAAAGAAUGGCUGGGUGUCCCCUCUGCUCUCUCCUCUGGUACUCUUCAAACUGGUCCUUUAUCUUCACUCCAUCCCGAGGAGACAAGUGAGAGAUCUGGGAUUAACAGUCAUAAUUAACAGCUGGUACAGUCCGAUUCCCUCAGUGCUCUAUAAGGCUUUGCUAAUGGUCCAGGAGCAAGUCCCUCAUGCUGUGCACAGUGUUUUGUUGUUAGUGGAAAAAGACCAAAGUCCUCGAGCAGACAGACCACAAGGAUUACAGAUGGAUAUUAUUACUUCACUAAAAGCUCUUCAUAAGAGUGUUGAUGGACAGCAGCUGACCAGUGAGUUUGGAGGAUCUUUCCCUUACAAUCACACUGACUGGCUACAAUUCUACCAAAAACUGUUCCUCUUUAAGAUGGAUCUUCAAGGAGCAGACUUGUUAUUACAGAGCGCAAUAAGAAAAUUGGACAGUAGCAAGAAAACUGACACAGCAGAGGAUGUAAGGAGGUGUAGCCAAGAACAGAAGAGUGCCAUGAAGCAGGUACUUGAAAAUACACAUAUGGUCACGCUUCAGAGGGACGGUGGUGCUAUACUAGCCAGAAUGCGGAAGGAAGAAUGUAGAUUUGCUCAGUCUGAAGACUACAGGGAUUCAAUGGAGGAUGUGCUUUGUCUGUAUAACCAAGUGGAAGAAGGAGUUCACACUCUGGUUAUGAGGUCCAACCAAUCACUGCAGCAUCUAGAUCAUGUGCUCCUACUGAGAGAAACAGAGGAACAACUUAAAACAAGCAGAGAGUGGUGUGAAGAGGAGGUGAGGAAAUGGCAGAGGGACCUCGACCCAGCAGAAGAAACCAGGGAGAUACUGGAGCAAAGACUCACAGACAUUCAUGCUGUUCUCACUCAGGCAAAGGAGCGAAAAGAGAAAGCAAUGUCACUGAUGAAAGAUGUGGAGAGAAAGAUCCAGGGAACAUGUUAUCCUGAGACUGACAUUUUCCAUAUUCACAUGACAAAGUUCAAAACCAACUUGUCAGCUUUCCUGGUGCAAGCUGAGCAGCGCAAAUCUGACCUGGAGGCAUUAAUCCGUCUGUUUCAUUUCUGUGAGCAGGCCUUUACUCUUACCAAAGAGUGCAGUCACUAUCUGGAACACAUGGAGAUGAGCUGUUACCCAGAGACGGCCAACAUCGACAAAUUGAAAUCUUUUCAGGAGAGAUUUAAAGCCUUUUCGCUUGAGCAUUUUGAGGAGGAGAGGAGUAAAGCUAUGACUGAGAAACAUCACAGAAUGAUCCAUGUGUGGAGUGAGGCUUGCUUGGUGUGCCAGGAGGUCAAGCAGACACUCGAGGAGAAGCUGCUAGAGCUUGAUGGAAAGCAAAAGUUUCAAAGAUUUCUACAGAGAGAUGAAAUGAUGUUGAAGAAUAACGAAGCCUCUUUGCAAAGUCCUAAUUCCUGCCUAGCCAGCUCCUCCCUGGGUAGUGUUAAUGCCCAGACACAGAAUCAAGAUAGUCAUGCUAGCCAUAAAUCUGUAAACAUACACAAAAAUUUAGCAUCAGCAAGCAUCUUAACUGCUAAAUUAGUAAAGGUUCCCCGUGGGCACUAUAGUGAGGCUGAUCUCAGGAAUGUUGACCUUAUUGGCAGGGGUGAGAGGAAUCGUGUGCUAGGCCGAUCCCAUAGCGAGGGCUCGUGUGUAAGAAGCUUUAGUCCUGUGAUACCUGUGUGCCAAAAAACAUCUACCAGCAAACCCAACGUGUUGCUAGUUGACAGAGAAUGUGUUGAUUAUCAUCAAGACAACUUCUGCUCAGACUUUUGCCAUAUGAAACUAGAAUGGAUCCAAAUGGAUAAUAGAGAUAAGUCCAGAGUCACUCUGGAUGACCAGGAUUCUCAAAUAUCUCAGCAAGAGAGCUUCUGCUCUAGUGUGUCCAGCCCAAGGCAGGGCUGGAUGAAGGAAGAAAAAAGCAGCAGGAACUACCUGGAUGAUACAAAUUCAGUCUACAUCUCUAAAGACCCUACAACUCCAGACAAGCUAAAAGAUAGCUCAGACUGCAACACUGCCUCAGAACUGGAGAACAGCAGCAAUUUACUUAAACUGCAGCACAUCAUGGAAGAAUUAUUGAAAACAGAAAGAGAAUAUGUGAAAGCACUGGGCUAUGUUAUGGAGCACUACUUCCCAGAACUUGAGCGCCAAGAUGUACCACAAGACCUGAGGGGACAAAGGGGAAACAUCUUUGGAAAUCUGGAAAAACUCAGAGAUUUCCAUCAACACCACUUUCUCAAAGAGCUGGAGCUUUGCCUCAGACACCCUUUUCAUGUAGGACGAUGUUUUCUACGACAUAAAGAGAGUUUUGGUCUCUAUGCUCUCUACAGCAAAAAUAAACCUCGCUCAGACCACCUGCUAAUCAACCAUGGAAAAGAGUUCUUUAAGCAGAAACAGCAGCUGCUGGGAGACAAAAUGGACCUAUCAUCAUACCUGCUGAAGCCAGUGCAGCGCAUCAGUAAAUACAGUCUGCUCCUGCAGGACAUGCUACAGGAGUGUGAUACAACGUCACACAAAGGUCCUGAGCGAGCCGAGUUACAGGCUGCAUUAGAGGUCAUCCAGUUCCAGCUUCGUCAUGGCAACAAUCUCCUUGCUAUGGAUGACAUCCAGGAAUGUGAUGUGAAUCUGAAGGAACAAGGGCAGCUGAUUCGCCAAGAUGAGUUCCUGGUGUCCUUUAGGAAGAAGAAAUAUUACAGACAUAUUUUCCUUUUCCAAGAUCUUAUCCUCUUUAGCAAGACCAAGAAGACAGAGGUUGGGAAUGACAUAUAUAUCUACAAACAGUCAUUCAAGACCUCUGACAUUGGGAUGACACAUAACUGUGGUGAUAGUGGGCUGUGCUUUGAAAUUUGGUUUCGAAGGAGGAAGUCACAGGACACAUACACACUACAGGCAAGAAGAUAUGAAGUGAAGAAAGACUGGACCAAAGACCUGGAGAGGAUUUUGUGGGAGCAGGCGAUACACAACAGGGAGAUUCGUAUGCAAGAGAGGGUCUUCAUGGGAAUUGGAUGCAAGCCUUUUAUGGACAUUAAGCCCAGUGAAGCUGCCAUCUGCGACCGUGCCAUUAACUGUGCUCUAACAGGACGAGACUGUAAGGCACCUGUUUUCUCUGGGAUGCCUGACACUGAACGAAGAUUUCUUGUCCAGAGGCCAAAUUCUACUGGUUCGGCCAGCUACGUGUCAUCUUGCAGCCACUCAUCUUCCUCCUCUUCCUCAGGGAGAGGAUCUGUCUCACCUGUCGGGAACCACAUUGGUGUUAGUAGAAGAGUUAUUUCUGUGCCUGACCCUGGAAGAUUCUCUAAUCCAGGAGAGCAUGAUUUAGACCAGGAAACUGUCAAGCAAAAUCAGCUUGCUGACAGUUCAGAAUCUUCAGGCGAGAGUGUUAGUGGCUUCAGCAGCUCUGGCUACAGUUUCCAGUCAGUGAUUGGCGGAGAACAUGAGGUACACUCCUUAGAGGUGUCUGACACUGGUCUGGGGAAAUCAUGGCCCCACAAAAUUGAGGAUUACCAGCAGCACAAAGACAAAUCAUCUAAACCACCAUACCAAAAGAGUGACCAACCACUCAAGGUUCAAGGGAGUAAUCACAUGGGAAAAUCAACUGAAGUUUGAAUAUAAUAUUAUUUCGGCCACGGAGCAUUAUGAAACGUUCCAUUUUACUUUGUAAAAGUACAUGCUGGUGCUUAUUCUGUCCAUAUUACAGGAGGAUGCUCUCAGUCACCACAGAUAGCCUUACCCUGGAGAGUGUGAUUGCAAAGUUGUACAACAUAUUUAUUAUUGUUUUAAAAAUUAUUUUUAGAACCUUGCAGUUUCUGCUUAUUCAUUUGCAAUGCUCUUUUUUUUUUUUACUCUAUUUGUUAUCCAGAUCAUUAGCUUAUCCAGUGUUACAGUUGCAUUCUGGUUCCUGUAUGAAUUUUGUUUUUCCUUUUCUGUAUGAGCUGAUUAAUGGUUUCCUGUUAAAAAUGUAUGUGCAGUAUUGCAAAAGGGAGUGAAAAGUACUGAUAAUUUUCUGCAGAUGUAAUUGGCACAGGAACUGUAUAUGUCUGAACGCAAACCAAAAUUAAAAGUUAUCACUUGCUACCUGAUGAACUCUACUGGAAAUGUAAGAACGGCAAACUUUUUAUUCUUCCAUUUUUUUUGGACAUGAUUUCAGCAGAUAAAGGUUCAUGCACAUUUUACUGAAGAUAUCCAAAACAGGUUUUGAAGAAAAGUUGAGAGAUUAACAAGCAAACUCAACCUGAUUUCCUGUUUGUUUGUAAGAUUGUAUCAUGUUCAUCAAGCCAAAACAGUUAUAUUCUAAUAUGUUCAAAGAGAAAUGGUGAAAAGCAAAAGUUCUGGUAUAUAACCAGCAUCACAUCUUUGCAUAUGCUAAAUCUCUAACACUGAAUCCAUGUGUUUAAUCAUGCGUUUGUAUCUGGUUGAAAUGUUUCAGCAGAUAAGAUCAGUGAUCCCUGUCUCACAAAUUCAGAAUAUGUAACUAGCACAUUGGGUUCACAUAUUAAUAUUUUGUGUCAAAAAAGAAUAUUUCAGUAAUUAUUAUAAGACAAUGGUAAACAGUGUAAGAAUGGCCAUGGGCUCCAAUUUAUCAAUCAUGCAUACGCUUAAUUUUGUGCAUAGACAUUUGAAAUCACAUGAAAUGUUGGUAAAUUUAUAUAAAGGCACAUCUAUUGACUAGGAUGAUGCCUUGAUUAAAGGUGUGGUAAAUAUGACUUUGCUCAUCAAGUCUCUUGGUGAGUACAGUUUUGUUGUUUGUGGACACAACCAAGACAUAAAAGUUUUAUGAUUAUAAUAUCAAGGAUUGUCAUUGCACUGAAAGCCCAGGUACUUAAUAAAGUUAAAAAAGGUGAACUGAAUAAAAGCUAAGUAAAUUUAAAUAA